This is a messenger RNA of Malurus melanocephalus (red-backed fairy wren), 298 nucleotides long. RefSeq names its product leucine-rich repeat and guanylate kinase domain-containing protein-like. Lineage: Eukaryota; Metazoa; Chordata; Aves; Passeriformes; Maluridae. The record is from RefSeq and is a predicted model, not a curated record. Gene Ontology annotation, molecular function: protein binding. The annotation marks the transcript as partial. The transcript is spliced from 3 exons.
UGUGAGCCACAUGCCGUACCUGACRGAGCUCGGCGCCUCCCGGAACCGACUCAGCUCUUAUUUCCAUUUCAAACCGCCCAAAAACCUCAAGGAGGUGGAUUUUUCCCACAACCACAUCCCCAGAAUGCGGGAUUUAUCCGCCUAUCGCUGCCUCACCAAACUCCUCCUCGAUUACAACGAAAUCGAGGAGAUCUCGGGGCUGCAGAAUUGUCACCGAUUGACCCAUCUGGGACUGUCCCACAACAGGAUCAGAGCCGUCGCGGGGCUGGAGAACCUCCCCAUCCGCAUCCUGGACUUG